Messenger RNA from Neohortaea acidophila, 3057 nucleotides. Its product is annotated as component of IIS longevity pathway SMK-1-domain-containing protein. The coding region runs from base 1 to 3057 and encodes 1018 amino acids. Gene Ontology annotation, cellular component: nucleoplasm; protein phosphatase 4 complex. The record is from RefSeq and is a predicted model, not a curated record. Gene Ontology annotation, molecular function: protein phosphatase activator activity. Lineage: Eukaryota; Fungi; Ascomycota; Dothideomycetes; Mycosphaerellales; Teratosphaeriaceae. The transcript is spliced from 2 exons. Gene Ontology annotation, biological process: protein dephosphorylation; DNA damage response.
AUGCCGCCCGCUGCUCAUGCCGCCUCCCACUCCGCCUCUGCCUCUGCCACCGCCACCGCCACGGCCACCGCGGCACCCUCGAGCAAUCCCGAUCGCAAACGCGUCAAGGUCUAUGAGCUCAAGGAUAAUGACUGGUUCGACCGCGGCACCGGCUUCUGCACCGGCCAGAUGCUCACCCCUCCCCCCUCCGCCCCCGACACCCCCGAUGCGCGCAUCGUGGUGGUCAGCGAGGACGAUGCCAACCGCACCCUCCUCGAGACGCGCAUCUUCAAGGACGAGAGCUACCAGAAACAGCAGGACACGCUGAUUGUGUGGACGGAGCAGAAUGGAGUGGACAUGGCGCUGAGCUUUCAAGAGGCCGAGGCGUGCGCGAGCAUAUGGGAAUUUGUCCACGAGAUUCAGCAGAAGUUGACCCACUUGUCGGGCCCGGAAGAUGGACUGUCAGACGACCUGCUCGACCCCAUGCACUCCAUCACCCUUCCCGACCCCCAACUUGGUCAGCUGGACGAGCUGGAGGCGGCGAUUCGAAGCGCAUCCACCUCUCCAGCCUCACGCGAUUCGCUGGCAAAGUUUGUUAUGCAUCCCGACCAGAAUUUCAUCCUCCGCCUGGCCCCCUUGGUCACCCGCGCGGAGGAGUUGGAGUCAACGCCGGACCUGCACCGCCUAUGCACCAUCAUGAAGCACCUGAUUCUGCUCAAUGACACCGCUAUCAUCGAGUUCAUUGUGACAGACCAGGCCAUCAUGGGGGUCGUAGGCGCUCUAGAGUACGACCCGGACUUUCCAUCCCAUCGCGCAAAUCACCGGCAAUGGCUGGCUGAUGCCUCGAAAUUCAAAGAAGUCGUGCCAAUCCAGGACGCCGAGGUGCGAAAGAAAAUCCACUGGACAUAUCGCCUCCUCUACCUCAAAGACGUCGUCCUCGCCCGAAUCCUAGACGACCCGACCUUCUCCGUCCUCAACAGCCUGAUCUUCUAUCAUCAAGUGGACAUUGUCAACCAUCUGCAGAGCAAUCAGCAAUUCUUGAAAGACUUGUUCGACAUCUUUGCGCCGUCGAUCGAAGACAGGGCAGAGAAGAAGAAGGAGGGCGUGCUGUUUAUCCAGAACUGCUGUGCCGUGAGCAAGACCAUUCAAGCACAGACCCGAGCGCAACUCUACCAGAACUUCAUCCAGCAUGGGCUCUUUGCCGUCAUCACAUUUGCCCUGAAUCACUCCGAUGCGGCGGUCCGAGUGGCUGGGACGGACAUUCUCGUGGCGUUGAUCGACCACGACCCGCACAUGGUGCGCGCGCAUAUCCACGCUGCACAGGAAAAGAGGGCAGCGCCUCUCAUGGAAAUGUUGAUAGAGCUUCUGCUCAUCGAGAGCGACCUGGGAGUCAAGAGCCAGAUGGCCGAGGCGAUCAAGAGCCUGCUAGACCCCAACAUGAACCAGUUCGGAAUCGAUAUGAUGAACCGCGGCGUUGUCGGAGUGAACGCGGAGCUCAUGGCAAGACAAAAAGGAGCUGGCCCGGGGCAGCACCCCGGCGCUUCGCAAAUCACCACCUUCAUCGACAACUUCUACGAAACCUCUGCCAAACGACUCUUCGCCCCCCUCAAAGCACUCCAAGACCGCGCGAGCAUGACCAAUCUCAACGUUCAGGAAACCUCACUCUACACCCACCUCGUCGAGCUUCUGUGCGUCUUCGUGCACAAGCACAGCUUCAAGAGCAAGCUGUUUAUACUUUCGGAGAAUCUGCACUCUCGCGUGGCGCAACUCCUCAGCUGCCCGCAGAAGUACAUGAAACUGACGGCGCUCAAAUGGUUCCGCACCUGCAUCGCGCUGCAAGAUGAAUUCCACAAUCGCCAGAUGAUCCAAAACGCUCUGUUCGAGCCCAUCCUCGUCAUGCUGGAAGAGACUGGCGGAAGAGACAGUCUCGUCAACUCGGCAUGUCUGGAAUUCUUCGAUUACAUCAAGCGAGAGAGCGUGAAACAACUCAUCGUGCACCUCGUGGACAACUACCGCGAAAGAAUGAUGCGCAUCGCCUACGUGGACAUCUUCCAGGAGCUGGUGCUAAAGUACGAGCAGCUGGUCAACGGCUUCCCCAUUCUCAAGGGGCAAGACGACAGCUUCGACACGCAGGAGGGCUCCACGCCGCAGAGAAUGCUGAUUAAUGGUCGCCAGGCUUUCGCGGGUCUCAAAGACAUGGACGGAGACGAGGAAGCGUAUUUCGACACGGAAGACGACGUGGACGAGGACGACGACGGCGAUGCUGCGCUGCCGAUGCUCAGCGGGGGUGGCAGGCAAGGUAUUCUUGUGAACGGCGCCUCGCCUCUGCGGCCUUUGGUCAGUUACGACGCGGACGACGAGGACGAAAACGAGGUAGCAGACGUCGAAGGUAUGGACAUUCUGGCCUCCAGCCCCGAGCCACACUUCCGGGAAAAGAAGUCCAGCAGCAGCAGCGACGAUCCCGCCUCCGCAGACCCGAUGGACGAAGAUGUCGCGACCACCGUGGCGUCGGGCGGAGCCGACGACGAUGAACCCCGAGGCCGCAGCCGAACUGCCGCCGCGCUCGAAGCGCAAACCUCCCCGCCCGAUUCCAUUCCUAUGAAGCGCCGACGAGCCGAGGAGGACGAAGACGAGCUAGGCAAGAUGAUGGGCGGCAUUAAGCGCCGUACUUCGUCGGCCAGCACGCGGAGUCAGCACUCCCUGCCCGACAGUCCGUUGAGCGGUGGUGGUAGUGGCAUGAAUCUGCGUAGUAGCAGCAGCAGCAACAACAAUAACAACAACCACUCCCGAGACGAGCACGCGCGAGAGAACGGCGGACAUGCACAGCAGCAGCAGCAGGCCUCUCCAACCCACGGACAUGGCAACUCGCACAUGCUCAGGCGCAAAGGCAGUCUGAAAGUAAAGAACGAGUCCGCGGGCAAAUUCGCCAUCAAGCCGAUAUCGCUUGCUUCCGCGGCGGCGACGAAAGGACAAACCCAUAAUGCAGCGGGCAAGCACCGAGGUGAAGAUCAGACGGGCGAUGCUGAAGAGGUGCGCGAGGGGGGAGAUGAAGACCCUGGAGGCGGGGCUGGAGGUUAG